Messenger RNA from Mytilus trossulus (common blue mussel), 4964 nucleotides. RefSeq names its product serine/threonine-protein kinase mrck-1-like. The transcript has 6 exons. Lineage: Eukaryota; Metazoa; Mollusca; Bivalvia; Mytilida; Mytilidae. The record is from RefSeq and is a predicted model, not a curated record. Bases 230 to 1510 code for a protein of 426 amino acids.
UCGAAUCAAUAUAACUAAUAGUAACUGAAUGUUCUUCAAUUGUUGACAUUUCCACAUUAAACAAACUAUCAUACCUGUGUUCAUAGUUCGUAUCUAGUUAUUGAUUCAAAGUUCAGUUUAGAAAUGCUGUCAUCGGAGUAACUUAAAAUCAGGAUAAAGGUGCUAAUUUGUAGCAUGGAGAAAUGACCACCCCGACGAAAGUACAAAUUGAAAAUAUCAGUUUCACUUAAUGUUGGAUCCAGAAAUUUCAGCAGAGAUGAGCAAGAGCAGUUUGGACGAUCUUAUGAUGGACAGAAGAGGGUAUCUACCGCCAUUGAGAGCACCAUACGAUACUGAUUUCAACUAUAACAACAACAGAAGUAGCUUUCAAGCAGUCGGAAACCAGCAAUUUUUGGCUACAAAUCCACCCGAUAGAAUAAAUAGAAAUUCAGGAGAGCGUCUGUCUUCGGAAUACGUUCAAACUAGCAACGAUAAAUUGUUUUUUGAGGAACUUUUGAGAAGACAGCAGAGAUGGGUUAUGGGAAUCAUGGAAAGUUCUUUCAGGCGAAUAACAGAUGACAUUAUGAGAACAUCAAACGUCGUCAGGAGACACGAUUCAGUUAUCCACGACUUGAACUCCUCGUACACAAAAUUGGACAAAUAUUAUGGAGCUGUGGUCCAAGAUCUUACAACUCGAAGCAACAAUUGCGACAAACGUAUCAAAGAAAUCAACGAAGAUAUCAAACAAAACAAAGAUACAAUUGAAAAAUUAGUUCAACAAGCAAGCCAUGAUAAAAAGGAAAUAGAAGAUCACAUACUUAAAAAUAAUGCAGAGUACAUUUUAGAACUGAGUAAAGUUAGGGCUGAAAUAGAAGGAUUAAGAACCAGUUACAAAAAAGACAUCACGGUAUCAGAUGAACGACGAAGAAUUGAAAUGGAUGAUGCUAGGUCCAGAAUUUCGGCAUUGGAUUCGUACACAAAAAAUGCAUUGCAUACAUUGAAGAACGCUGUUCAAGAGGCGCUCGGAAGAACAGAAAACAAGAUAACAGAUGGUAUUAAGGAGGAGAGAAUGGUUUGGCGUCAAAAUAUGGAUUCUGUGCAAAAGCACUCCAAAGAACAGAUGGAGAGACUAGACCAAAGUAUAAGUAUAAUCGAAGACGAGGCUAAACGACUUAUCGAUGCUGUAGUGAAGAAGUUAGAAAGUGUUCAGGAUAUUGUAACUACGGAGAAGAGUACAAAUGAAGAAUUUAGAAAGGUUGUUAAAAAUUAUAUGGACACUAGCAAAGUCCUGUCUGAACGGCUCACUGUGGAAGUCAACUCGUUAAAGGAAGAGUCGGGCAAUAAAGUACAAGGACUAGAAACUAAUAUUGAAUCUCUUAGAUCUGUCGUUGAAGGUAGAUAUAGUAUUGUGAUGGAACAAGUAAAGAAGGAAAACGAAAGACUCGAUAAACAAAUACAGCAGCUGUCAAGACAAGUGCAGACAUUACAACAGCAAGUUGUUGGUGGUGUGGGGACGUCUGGGACCGGAUAGAUUGAUUUCCUACUAAUAUACAACAUGAAGUUACGUGUUUCAAGGACACAUAACGUAUAAGAGCAUGAUUACAAUAAUUGAACAGUAUUAGAUUCAUGUGUAGUAUUAAUCGAUACUUUUACUUUAAAUGUUCAUUUGAAAGUAUUUUUUGUCUCGCAUUGACGGAGUCAAAAAGCGAAACAUAGGUAUGAUGACGUUUCUGGCGGUGGCAACAAUGUAUUAGUUUGUGACUUGAUCAGUUUACGUGGAACUACAAGUGAUUGAUCAAUUAUAUUUGGUAUGGAGUUAUAUGAGCAUUUGCACAUCUCAUUUCCAUAAACUAUACCCAUACCCCCAAACUAUUAACAGUCAAUAACACACAUCGACGUUAUUUUAUUUUCCGGAAAAAAAUAUACUAUGGGACAUAAUCAUUAUAGCCCAUUUGAGCACUAGAUAAUCACUUCGUCUGUACGUCCAAUAGUCAGCAAAUCAAUUUCCGAGUUGAAUAUAAUGCCAUGGCGUAUAAUUGAUGUCCUUUUAUGUUUUCACCGGAUUGCAUUUAUACUUGUUUAAAAUUGGAAUGUUCUGGUCCUCAAUGCUCUUCAACUAUGGAUUCUAAUUGGUCUUCUAUUUUUUUUUGUAUCGAGCAUCACUGGUGAGUCUUUUGAUGACAAAAUGCGCGGUUGGUGUACAAAUUUAUAAGCCUAGCAUCUUCGAUGAAUUUUUUUGGUAGAAUAUGCACCUCAGUUCUUAUACUUGUCCUUUCUUUAAAUUCUUCUUCUUAAUUUUUAAUUUUAGCGCAAAUGUUCUUUUUAAAAAGGGCAAAUGUUUCAUAUAAAAAAUACAAAUAAUACACGAUGUGAAUUUGAUACUGAAAGGUCUUGGUAUCUUCCAAUGAACUUUUUUUAGAAAAAGGACGCGACGUUCUUUGGCAUACCCCUGGUUCAUCAACAUUCUUCUUAGACACUAAAGACGUAUUACAAAGUCUUAAGAGCAGCUGCAAUCCUCGUGAAUACGGAUGAUAAGUUGAGAAAUAGAUAUCCUACAUGUAGGCGAAGUAUGUAUAUUGCUACUAAGGUCGGGGGUAUAAUUUCCAAAUUAAAAUCGUCUAAUUGUAGCAGGUCUAUUCAGUACUUACAAGAUAACUUAACGUGAAACAUUUCUUACCGCAAUUGUCAUAAUAUAUGAAUGUGCAUGGUAGAGGGAAUCCCAGUAUGAGCGAUUACUAGAAUAUAGAAUCAAAGAUGGAACCGUGACGUAUUUGUAAUAUUUUAGUUCAGUAAUGGACAGUUUGAAUUAGGUCAUUGGUUUUAUUAGUCGAGGUUUUCAGACGUUUUGUUUUGCCUUUUCAGAAUUUUACAUUUAUCAUUUAACUAUUAUAUGUUGCAUAUAUUAAGUGAAAAGACAAUUGAUUUCCUUUUGCAAGUAUAAUGAAAUAUUGUAAUAUUCCCAAAAUGGAUAUUAAAUCUUGCGCUAAAACGUCAGAUUUGAUAUUCUCACAAACAAUUGUAACCACUUUUUAUGUUCAACAUCCUUUUUCUGUUCGUGUAUUAUUCUUAUGAGUAGUUUGAAUUGUUAUCAAAGUUGUACAUAUAAAAGUAUUUUUUUACAUGAACCCCCUGAGGGGUUCAUGCUUAUAUAUAGGUUAGUUUUGGAUGUGUCUAUGGGCCACUCGGUAUCUCUCGGCCGGAAGUCAGAAUAAAAUUUUCGGAACGUCUCGAAAGUUUUCUGUCAUUUAAACAGGUCUAAACAGGUUGUUAUCAACGGCUUUGGUAUGGUCCCUUGAUGGCCCUUGAGUGACGACGCAAUUAUAUCUGUUUUAAAACGACUACUGUAUACUGUGUGUAUCUGUGUCAAUUAUAAAGUUGUCUCGAUAACAUGUAAACUAAUUAUGUUUGAAGAUUUAACCACGGGACACUGACUGUGUAUUUCAUUUUAUACUGCACUCGUUCUGUUUGAGCAGUCAAAAUGCGUUGACUGUAUAUUUCUAUGUCAUAUACAGUCACUGACCCGAUAUCACUUUUCCUCAUGAAUAUUUAGAUAGAAAAUGCCGAAAUAAUAUUUAAUUAUUCAUACGACCUCUUCAACCUGUUCUUGUUUCCAAUGCAUACAACGAAGCGUGGAUCGACUCAACCUUGUUUCUUUUGCAAUUAUUGGAAAAACAUAUUUCAUUUGUUUAUACUUUUUGUUUGUAACCUAUACAACAUUAUGCUUCAUGCUUAUGGUUGAUAUUUAAGUCCAUACUCAAACGCGAGCAUGAUAUGAGGCCUUUGGAAAGGGGAUUUUCCCCAAUAUUUAAAUCAAAUAAAUCAAUUAAAUAACCUUAACGCAUUAAACAACCAUUGAAAAUGUUGUUUUAGAUUGCAGUAUAAAGACAAUAAUAGUGCAUUGACCUGACAUAUCAACGAUAUAAGGAUUCGGCCCGAAACGGGGAAAUAGCUCGGCACAGCCUCGCAUUCCCCCGUUUCUAAGCCUCAUCCUUGUAGUGUUGAUAUGUCAAGACAAUGCACUAUUAUUGUCUAUAUAGACUUACGUGGAGAACAUACUGGUUAAACUAUUAAUAUUAGAUCGGAAAACAGAAAGAUAAUAUUCUUAUCAAACGUAUUUAAUUCAAUCGGAAUGAAAGAAAUAUAUAUAUACUUCGGCUUCGGCUCAGUCAUUUUAAGGCUAUCUUAGUCAAUACCACUGUCCCGUGGCCAGUCCAUAUAUCACGAUAAUGACCAUUUUUAUAAGAACUAUUAUGUUUAUUUCAUUGAGAAACCAUGUUUUGGAAAAUUCUCAUAAAUUCAAAACGCCUAAAGCGAACUCUAGUAGUUGUACGAUUUCUAUAGCAAAGAGUGAAGACCAAUCGUAUAGUAAUACUUUCAUUCAUUUUAGUGCAACUUUUCAGUAUAUAUAUUCUUAAUUAAGUUCUCUUUAAUUUUACAAUUAACGGAAAAAUAUAAUAAACAAUUCAACAACUAAAAUAUUAUAUCAAAAACAGGAACAUGUUAUAUAAAAGAUACAUUUUUCUAAGCAGAGAAACCACGCCCCACCGGUCAUUAUCAAACGGAAACCACGCCCCAACGGUCAUUAUCAGACGUAAAUCACGCCCCACCGGUCCAUAUCAUGUAAAAGUUCAUUAACGACCGGUUUUCUGGUCCGUUUUGUUCUGUUAAUGACCGAUGGAAUUUAUUACUGAAGAUAAUGAAUGUCAUGUGACCCCUUUUUAUCCAAUAAGAGAAUCUUAUUCUCAACCGAUAUGAAAUAAAUAUAUAAUAUAAACUGUAUUUAUGUUUCUGAAGAAACUAACAACUUUUGACUAAUACUUCAUUGCACAAUGAGUAUUUCGAACUUCUAUUGGAGGCAUAGAAAUGGCUGUUAAAAUGACUGACAUGCUACACUGAACUGAUCUAUAUCAAAAUGCAGACCAAAUAUAAAUUCACUGCUUUCCAUUGACGCAAAGAAAAUUUGAAAGUUGUAUAUCCCACCCUGA